Molecule: messenger RNA, 1950 nt
Organism: Canariomyces notabilis
Lineage: Eukaryota; Fungi; Ascomycota; Sordariomycetes; Sordariales; Chaetomiaceae
Product: glycoside hydrolase family 43 protein
Exons: 10
Coding region: 48-1883 (611 amino acids)
Biological process (GO): carbohydrate metabolic process
Molecular function (GO): hydrolase activity, hydrolyzing O-glycosyl compounds
Source: RefSeq, a predicted model, not a curated record
GGGAAUAAUAAAGUAUAAAGCAGAAAUCGACCUAAGCAGGCCACACCAUGUUUCCUGCUCGCGUGCUACUGGGGCUGUCUUUCUGCAUGGUCCUGUCCAUCAGCCAUGCAGCUAAUUCUACCUUCUACAAUCCCAUAUUUCCAGGCUUUUACCCAGACCCCAGCUGCAUUCAUGUCCCUGAGCGCGACAAUACCUUCUUCUGUGCCUCAUCAAGUUUCAAUGCCUUUCCCGGUAUCCCAAUCCACGCCAGCAAGGACCUGCAGAAUUGGAAGUUGAUAGGUCAUGUCUUGAACCGGAGAGAGCAGCUGCCUCGACUAGCCGAGACCAACAGGUCGACGAGCGGCAUAUGGGCACCCACCCUCCGCUUUCAUGACGAGACCUUCUGGCUGGUCACCACGCUGGUCGAUGAUGAUCGCCCCCAGGCCGACUCCUCCAGAUGGGAUAAUAUUAUCUUCAAGGGCAAAGACCCCUAUAAUCCAGCCUCGUGGUCGAAUGCUGUCCACUUCAACUUCACUGGAUAUGAUACAGAGCCCUUCUGGGACGUGGACGGAAAGACGUACAUCAACGGUGCGCACGCCUGGCAGGUCGGGCCGUAUAUACAGCAGGCUGAGGCAGACCUCGAUACCGGCGAAGUGGGCGAGUGGCGGGUGAUCUGGAACGGGACGGGAGGCCUGGCUCCCGAAGGACCACAUAUAUAUCGUAAGGAUGGGUGGUACUAUCUUCUAGCCGCAGAAGGCGGUACUGGGCUCGGCCACAUGGUGACCAUGGCCCGAUCGAAGAACGUCUCCGGGCCUUAUGAGUCUUAUGCCCAAAAUCCGGUCCUAACUAAUGCGAACACCACGAGUUACUUUCAAACUGUUGGCCAUUCCGAUCUAUUCCAGGACGGGGCAGGAAACUGGUGGGCUGUUGCCCUCUCAACACGCUCCGGGCCCGACUAUCUGCACUACCCCAUGGGUCGCGAAACCGUCAUGACGCCGGUGAGCUGGCCCGAAGGCCAGUUCCCUACAUUCACCCCGAUCACAGGAAAAAUGAGCGGUUGGGAGAUGCCGCCCACAGCAACCGACAUUCGCGGCGUAGGCCCCUUCGUGAACGACCCCAGGCCCGAACAUCUCACCUUCGGCCCCAACACCAUCCUCCCAGCGCACCUCAUCCACUGGCGCUUCCCCCCGCGGGACGCCAUGACCAUCUCCCCGCCGUCCAGGCCCAACCACCUCCGGCUGAACCCAUCUCGGCUGAACCUGACGGCCCUAAACGGCAACUAUGCCGGGCCCGAGGGGCAGAGCUUCGUCGCGCGGCGCCAGCAGCACACACUGUUCGCGUUCAGCAUCGACCUGGCCUUUUUCCCGUCCAGAGCCGACGAAGAAGCCGGCGUGACGGCCUUUUUGACGCAGAACCACCACCUCGAUCUGGGCGUCGUGCUCCUCCCUCGCAACGCGAGCACCAUGGACGCCCUGCCGGGAUACCGUCCCGCUGAGACUGGGGAUGGGGAUGAGGACGAGGAGGAGGAGUUGGUGCCCAUGGCGCGGUUCCGAGGGGAGUCGUACGUGCCGGUGCCCAAGCCGGUCGUGGUGCCCCUGCCUGUGGAGGCAUGGUGGCCGGCUAGAACUAAUACUACCAGUGGUGGUAGUAAAAGUGGAGGGCGGGAGCUGACGGUGACGCUGGAGAUCAAGGCUGCUAACGCGACGCAUUACUCGUUCAGCGUCGGUCCUGCCGGGAGGAGGUCAGCUAUGCAGACCGUUCUGUAUGCUUCCAAUGAGGCAGUUAGUUGGGGGUUCACGGGUACGCUGCUGGGCAUCUACAGCACAAAAAAUGGCGGAAACGGGACGACGCCGGCCUACUUCUCGAACUGGCGGUACACUCCCCAGGGGCAGUUCCGAGACUGAGGACAAUAAAACACUGUCAGGAUCUUCUCGGUAUCUGAACUGAAUUAUCCAAAUUAAUCAUGCAAAA